This is a messenger RNA of Odocoileus virginianus texanus, 4269 nucleotides long. NCBI's taxonomy places the organism in Eukaryota, Metazoa, Chordata, Mammalia, Artiodactyla, Cervidae. The record is from RefSeq and is a predicted model, not a curated record.
AGGCGACAGGGAGCCGCACCUGCGCAGUCAGCGCCCGCUUGCGCCUGGGCAGUGGAAACGCCAGCUUGGCUGCCCCAUAGCCCAACCGCGUUUAGAGGUGUCCCAGCUCUCACCUCCCUGGACCGGCUCUGAAGUUAAUGCAUGCUGGAAUCCAUGCAGGUUGAAGCAGUUCUCGACUAGAAGAGUGGCAGACUUAUCACUGCAGAUCUAGAUUCUCUGAGGAAGGAACUGAUAUUGUGCUCCAGAGUGAUUUUCUGUUUCUCUCUGCCUUUAUCUUGGAAGAUCCUGAACAGGCCCACCUGUGAACGGCUACACAGAGGAAGAAACUAACAGAUCCCCUCCAGAGUGUGGCUGAACCAGGACUUUAUUCCUCCUCUUUUAGUGUAAAAGAAGCCUGAAUUCUAAUUUGGGCAAGAUGCUCCUUUAGAACAUGAGCUUGCCAUCUUCUCUGUCUGCUGACUUUCCGAAUACAAUCGCUGUUCCUUGCCCAACACCUCAUAACCUGAUUGACUGAUCUGUCCUGCAGUGAGUGGGAUGAGCUUGAACUUAGUAACGCAUUUUGGUGAAGCCAGCCAGGAGUCUUUCUGUUUGUGACCAGCUGGCCUGGCAAUGAGGAAUUCUCAAGGAAGGCCGUAGCAGCUGCUGGUACCACUUGUCCUGAGUAUCUUCCCUAAAGAAUUACCCAGAGCGACCCUGGCUGCCUCAACGCUUGGCAACUAGAGCAAGGAGUUGACAUCUGGGAGCUGAGGGGUUCCAUACAGUAGGAAAUCACCUUGCUGCAACAUCAAAGUCCUAUUCUAUCUGUGACUUGUCAUCCUACUCAAUUGUCAUCCAAAUCAAUCAACAGAGUAUGAAAGAAUGGAUGUAAGAAAAACCUGAAAACUGCAGUCUUUUAAGCCAGGCCCUUGGAGAUUCUGAGGACAGCUAUGAAGCUGCGUGUUCCUACAAACUUUCAUAGGACUUAAGGACCACCACUUAAGUUUAUUUGGAGAGAAAGAGAGAGACAGACAGAAGAGCAAGCCAGCAAGCCAGCUUUUCAACAGAUCAAUGAACUGAGCCAUGUUCAAAUCCCUGUUAUGUUGAUGCCAGAUGACUUCAAGGCCUAUUCGAAGAUAAAGGUGGACAAUCACCUUUUUAACAAAGAAAACAUGCCAAGCCACUUCAAGUUUAAGGAAUACUGCCCCAUGGUUUUCCGUAACCUGCGGGAGAGGUUUGGAAUCGAUGAUCAGGAUUUCCAGAAUUCCCUGACCCGGAGUGCACCUCUUCCCAAUGACUCCCAGGCCCGCAGUGGAGCGCGAUUCCACACGUCCUAUGACAAGAGGUAUAUCAUCAAAACCAUCACGAGUGAAGAUGUGGCCGAAAUGCACAACAUCCUGAAGAAAUACCACCAGUAUAUAGUGGAAUGUCAUGGGAUCACCCUUCUUCCCCAGUUCCUGGGCAUGUACCGGCUUAAUGUGGAUGGAGUUGAAAUAUAUGUGAUUGUUACAAGAAAUGUGUUCAGCCACCGUUUAUCUGUAUAUAGGAAAUAUGACUUAAAGGGCUCUACAGUGGCCAGGGAAGCAAGUGACAAAGAAAAGGCCAAAGAACUGCCAACUCUAAAGGAUAAUGAUUUCAUUAAUGAGGGUCAAAAGAUUUAUAUUGAUGACAACAACAAAAAGGUAUUCCUGGAAAAGCUGAAGAAGGAUGUAGAGUUUCUUGCCCAGUUGAAGCUCAUGGACUACAGCCUGCUGGUGGGAAUCCACGACGUGGAGAGAGCCGAGCAGGAGGAGGUGGAGUGUGAGGAGGAUGGGGAGGAGGAGGGGGAAAGCGACGGCGCCCACCCUGUGGGGACCCCUCCUGACAGCCCCGGGAACACGCUCAACAGCUCGCCGCCCCUGGCUCCGGGCGAGUUUGAUCCAAACAUUGAUGUCUAUGGAAUUAAAUGCCAUGAAAAUUCGCCUCGGAAGGAGGUGUACUUUAUGGCAAUUAUUGACAUUCUGACUCAUUACGAUGCGAAAAAGAAAGCUGCCCACGCUGCAAAAACUGUUAAGCACGGCGCUGGUGCGGAGAUCUCCACCGUGAACCCAGAACAGUAUUCCAAGCGCUUUUUGGACUUUAUUGGCCACAUCUUAACGUAACGUCCUGCACAACUGUGGACGGACGUGAGCAUGGGAAGGAUAGAGGUGGCUUCAGCACAGGAAAAAUGAACACCAAACUCAGUGAAGCACACCUCCUCGUUUACAUCUUCAGGCCAAGAUGACUGACUUGGGGGCUACUCGCUUUAAUAGCUACCUGAUAUUUCCCAGCAUCAUUCUAGCUAUUUCUGACGUGUGUGUGUCUGUGCGUGUGUGCAUCUUAAAAAUUGAUUGAUUAAUGGAAGCUGACCAGCUUUGGUUAGUGUGUGUUUGGGGCAACAAACCUCUGAUUCCAGCUGUGGACAAAUGAAUGAAUGAAUGAAUGAGUGAGUGAGCACAAGAGGGGGGGAGGGGGAGAAGGCAAUGCAUGUCAGACCAACCAGGUUGGCACCACACGAUAAACUGUGGAUCAGUUUAUUUUCUGGAGUUGAAAGAUGUGAGACAGUAUUCGUAAUAAUAAUGAAGAUAAUAAUAAUGAUGAUAAUAAUAAUGAUGGUGAUUAAGAGGAAAAAAAAAACUUACUGCAGAUGUUACACUUCUACCACGCACGCUGACACUCCUUAAUAGUUGCACCCGGGCGCUGGACGAAGGAGGCUGGCAUCUCCCGUGCCUCCUGGCUUGGGUGUCGGGACUCCCCGUGUCCGGGGACAAACGCCCCUCCUCCAGCAGGAAGCUGAUGCCCCUAGUGACUCUCUCUGUACAUUUUCACCUCAGUAAAUAUGUCCAGGAAAACUGCUUACUUCUCUUUUCUUGCCUGGAGCUUCUUCACUGAUAACACUCUUUCGUUGCAAUACAGGAAUUAAUGCUACAAAAUAAAAAUAAAAGCUUAUCUGAAAAGUGCAUAGUUUUGGGCAAUGGUAUCUACAUCUCCCAUGGUGGGAAGGUGAGCAAAGCAUUUAGAACUCUCAAUCCUCCUGUUGAACAGUGGUAUUUUGUUAUAAAUUUGCCCUUUAACUGAAAUCCUCAAUAUUACUGUUUACAUUAUUAGGAAAACAGGGAUAUUUUUGAAUCUAAAAAUUUAAUGUACAGCACGUGAUUUUUGAAGUUUACAUGUAAAGUCAUUUUACAGUAUAGAUGAAAUAAUGUUUGUCAUAUUUUGAAAUGUAUCCUGCAGUCAUGUUUUGGGGUGAAUGUUUUAUUCAAAGUACCAGGUAGGCAGUCUUUUACAGUAAAAGGAAAAGGGUUGUUUUCCUCCAGAUGUACAUUUAUCAGUCUAAUGAUUUUUUUAUUUUUAAAGAAAAUGUUUAACCCAGAUCUGGUUAUGUAAGUUCAUUGCCCUAAACUGUGCUGACUGUGUCUAAUCAAGUUAUAGAUUUCCAACAUCGAUCAUAUAUUUACCAACUUCCUGGCAUUUUCUGAAAGGCGUGAAGCUAAAAUAUUAGACUUGCUUAGGAAUACGUUAUCAACUUAUACACUGUGCUAAAGCUGUGCCUUUGAAAUUCUUUGUUUAAAAUGUGAGAUGACUUUUGUAGGCAGGUUCAGGAAAGAAAAACAAAAAUCCACCCUUUAAUAAUUACUUGCAACUCAACAAAUAGUCCCGCCAUACUGCCUCUUCCAGUAACUUUACUUCAGGGCUUAUCAAGUCUGCAACUGUGCCCAAGGUAUAUAGGUUUACUUCAGAAAAUACGGGGUGACAGCAGCCAGAAUCUGGGGAGCAAGGCCAUUCUACCACAUCUACUGACUUCACUCAGAAUUUUUAUCCUCAGCAGACAUUGACAGCACUGUGAUCUGGUUGUCCAAAUCUGUAUUUCAUGUGUCUAAAUUAAUUGAAAUAGUGAUUUAAUAUGCCCCCACCCCCACCCUGCCAUUCAUUCUGGCAUUGAGUCCCUUUCAGUACUCUGAAGUUAGGCUGUAGUUUCUUUAAUCCAGGAUUACAAAUGUGAGACCCUGAAGUAAAGAGAAGGUACCCAAACAUUAUUUGAGUAAUUGUUUCCUUUGUGACCCAUCUGUGUAUGCUUUUAGAAGUUUACAAAAUGCUUUAUUUUUGUCUGUAACAGUCUCUGUCAUCCACCCUGUUGAUCAAAUCUUCGGACAGAGUGAGGAAGUUCGCCUUGUAUCUUUUCGUGCUAACAGUACACUCCAGUUAUGAGCCGGGCUUUACAAAAUAAAGCACUUUGAUGACUCACAAGGUGGAGUCUUUGUGCUUCUCUCUCAA